Perkinsus marinus ATCC 50983 is the source of this 604-nucleotide messenger RNA. RefSeq names its product mago nashi protein, putative. NCBI's taxonomy places the organism in Eukaryota, Perkinsozoa, Perkinsida, Perkinsidae. Bases 23 to 508 code for a protein of 161 amino acids. The transcript has 6 exons. Gene Ontology annotation, cellular component: exon-exon junction complex; nucleus. The record is from RefSeq and is a predicted model, not a curated record. Gene Ontology annotation, biological process: RNA splicing.
AGCCUUCUUGUGUCUUAUCGUAAUGGACACAUCCCAGCAGUCAGCCAUGGCCGACAACGACUUCUACGUACGAUACUACGUUGGUCAUAAGGGGAAAUUCGGUCACGAAUUCCUAGAGUUUGAAUUCCGCCCCGACGGACGUCUCCGUUACGCCAACAACUCCAAUUACAAACAAGACUCGAUGAUUCGAAAAGAGGCUUAUGUGAGCCAGGCGGUCCUUGCCGAGCUACGACGUAUCGUUGAUGACAGCAAGAUAGCGAAGGAGGACGACAAUCUCUGGCCAGUGCCCGAUAAGAUUGGCCGUCAGGAGUUGGAGGUCAUCCUCGGUGGUGGUCCUGGAAAGGAAGCUAUACACUUGUCCUUCACUACGAGUAAGAUUGGAUCGAUGCACGAUGUAGCCAACUCUAAGGAUCCUGAUGGACUGAAGACUUUCUACUAUCUGGUUCAGGACUUGAAGUGCUUCGUGUUUUCUUUGAUCGGCCUACACUUCAGAAUCAAGCCUGUAUAAGGGAGGGUGAACGUAGAUGAGGGAGACGGUUGCAAUCCAGAGGAUGGUUAACCUCAGCAGAGAUUGCAGAUAGUCACAUAUUUUCCUCUGCUACUC